AUGAGCACGUAUUCAGCAAGUACAGCCCAUGUAGAUAAUGGCGGCACUGCGACCUGCACGUACCCCGGCCCUGGGUCCAUGUAUGGCAGUGCUGUGCAUCUGCCACGGCAAACCCGCGUCUUGCCAAACGGUCCUGGUGGCUCGGAUCGCAUUGUGCUCAACGGCAUGCGCGGACCCACCGGACUGAAUGCAAGCGCAGGCAGAGAUUCGUUUGGAUCUGGUGCGCGAUCGUCGUCCAAAUCGUUCAGCAGUUCGUUCCCUACGUCGUUUGGUGCGGCGGGUGAAGCUAUGUCUUUGCCUGCCUCGGAGCGUGCUCGCCCAGCACAGGCCGCAAGGAUCUCUCCAUUAGACGCCGUCCCAGUCAAUGCGGAUGGCGUGCACAACCAAGACGUUUCGAUGAAUCUCCCUUCCUCAUCGAUGGCCGGUAGUGAGGCAAAAACCAUCAACGGCACGACACAGCUGAACAGCACCGCCCCGAUACAUCCCAUGGCAUCGAUGGAAUCUGCGGAUGCACACCAUCGCUACAUAUUUGAUGGACAAAACUGUGGGAAAGACCACGAAGUGCAUAUCAGUUCACAGCACCGCGGAGAAUCCCCCUUUUCGAUGAGCAGGAUGGACAGCGAAAUGGACAUGAAAGAUGGGGCAAAUCACUCGAACCAGCAGCUGCACAAGUGCGAGAGCUGCUCGAAGGUGUACCGCCACCCAAGCUGUCUUGUCAAGCACCGCUGGGAGCACACCAUGUAUUGGAAGGAGGCAUCCAAGUUUCUCAUGAGCAAGCACCAACAAGUGCAGCUGCUAGAGGCCGCAGCGAUCCUCGUUGGCAUGGAUUCGAAUGCACGCUCACUCCCCGAAGAAAAGGCACUGUGGCCUGCGGCAGUAAGCCCUCCAUCGUCUGGUCUACUUGGAUGCGAUCAGGUGAAUUUCGAAAAGCUCAUGGCGUCCAAGACGCGCAAUACUUCAGGCGGCCCCAAGACGCCCAGCAUGGCGUACGGCGCUUCCGCGCCUGCUCAAUCUGCAGCACUGGGAAAUUUCCAUGGUGCUUCUUACCAGCGCGGUGCACGCCGUUCUGACCGCUCGUCUGACGAGGAUGUCGAGGAGGAGGACACGCCAGCCGAUGUGGAGGACGUGCAUGCUCGCGAAGGCGUCUAUGGUCUAAGUUCUGGUGGCGAUGUCAUGGCAGAUAUGGACAUGGAUGCGGAUUAA
Molecule: messenger RNA, 1203 nt
Organism: Malassezia vespertilionis
Lineage: Eukaryota; Fungi; Basidiomycota; Malasseziomycetes; Malasseziales; Malasseziaceae
Exons: 2
Coding region: 1-1203 (400 amino acids)
Source: RefSeq, a predicted model, not a curated record